Nilaparvata lugens (brown planthopper) is the source of this 2078-nucleotide messenger RNA. Its product is annotated as trafficking protein particle complex subunit 13. The transcript is spliced from 12 exons. Gene Ontology annotation, cellular component: TRAPPIII protein complex. Bases 137 to 1387 code for a protein of 416 amino acids. The record is from RefSeq and is a predicted model, not a curated record. NCBI's taxonomy places the organism in Eukaryota, Metazoa, Arthropoda, Insecta, Hemiptera, Delphacidae.
UAUACAGUGAAUCAGUCUGUGAAUCAAGAAAACAUAACCUCUUUUCUUAAAAGUAAUAAAAGUAUGUCUUUAUUGUUGGAGUUUAUCUAAAAUUUUAGAUUCAUUCCAAUAACAUUGCUAUCAACUUUUAACAAAGAUGGAAGCUAAAGAAAAGGCUGAUCAUCUUUUGGCGUUGAAAGUGAUGCGCCUAACCCGUCCCACACUGAGCAGUCCGGCAAUAGUGACCACAGAUUCGAGUGAUCUGCCGGCUAACCUACUCAACAACCAUCUCAAGAGCAACGUGGCGACCGUCGCUGGCCUCGAAACAAUUGCUGCUGGACAAUUCCUCCUCUUGCCACAGAGUUUUGGGAAUAUCUAUUUGGGAGAAACGUUCUCCAGCUAUAUUUGUGUACAUAACGCCAGUAGCCAAGCAGCGAAGGACGUCACAUUGAAGGCUGACUUGCAGACGAACUCUCUGCGUAUCCCAUUAUGCGGCAACCAGGCAGAUCUGACGGCACGUGAUCUAGAUCCUGGUCAAACUCUCGAUGAAGUCAUUCAUCAUGAGGUCAAGGAGGUCGGCACUCAUAUAUUGGUGUGUGAAGUGACCUACUCGCCUCUCACCCUGACAAGCAACCGGACUUCAUUUCGCAAAUUCUUCAAGUUUCAAGUUCUCAAGCCUCUUGAUGUAAAGACCAAAUUAUACACUGCUGAGGAACGUAUCUCUGAUGAAGUGUAUCUAGAGGCUCAGGUGCAAAAUAUCACACUGGGACCAAUCAGCCUUGAAAAGGUUGCUCUCGAGUCAUCACAUCUGUUCACAGUGAAUGCUCUAAACACGAAACCAGACCCAGAUGCAUCGUCAGUUUUCGGCGACGUGAAUGUGGUUCCGCAGGGAGCAUGCCAUCAGUUCCUCUACUGCCUGCUUCCUCAGCCGCAGCUGAUAGGCGACCAACGGCUGUUGAGCGGUGCCACGAAUAUAGGCAAACUGGACAUAGUGUGGCGAUCCAAUCUGGGCGAACGGGGUCGGCUGCAGACCAGUCAAUUGCAGAGGAUUGUUCCGGACUACAAAGACAUUCGACUAUCAAUUCAGGAACUGCCCAAUCUUGUUACAAUUGAACAGCAAUUCGAGUUUCGCUGCAAGAUUGUUAAUACCUCUGACCGCUUGAUGGAUCUAGUGCUGGGUUUGGAGCCUUGCAACGGUCUAGCAUGGUGCUCCGUUUCGGGAAAACAGAUGGGCAAACUAGAGCCUGGUAACUCUCUGCAGCUGUCUCUCUCUGUUGUGCCGCUCAACACUGGACUACAGGCAAUAUCAGGAAUCAGACUGAAAGAUGUUUCUUUAAAGAGAACCUACGACUAUGAUGAUCUCGCGCAAGUAUUCGUCACUCAACUUCCACAAUCCAUUCAGUGCUAGUCAAGACAACUAUCUUAUUCAAUAGAUAGUUUUCUAUCACCACUAAAAUUCCAAAUGUUUCACAACUUCCAUCAAUAUAAUUCUUCUGCUUUAUAUAUUUCUUUCAUGAAUUGAAGAAUUUUUUAAUGAAUUAAAAAUUGUGAUGGAAUCAGCUUCUAUUGGAUAGUAGAGCUGCGUUUACACCAAAGUUAUCAACAAAAUGUUUAUUUUUCGUCCUUAUAUAUUUUAUUAGAUUGAACGGAACUUGACAAACACACAUGCACAUCAUGUGUAUGAUAAGUUAUAUUCAGUCUAAUAGAAUCUAUAAGGACGGAAAAAUAAACAUUUUGUUGAUAACUUUGGUGUGAACGCAGCUUAAGAGCAUUUAAAUUUUCCAAUAAAUAUUGAGUGUAUAAAUGUGGUCUCUAUCAGCUUCACUGAUUAAUUUAUUUCAUAAUAAAUUGUAAAUGUAAUAUUACUAUACAACUCUAUUUCAUAUCCUUGAAUGUAGAAUUCAUGGAAAUCCUAGCAUUCAAACACUAGUAUUACAUUCUAUUCCUUUCUAAUUUAUUCAUAUGUGCUGUGUAUUUGUUAUAAUAGUCUAUGAUUUGGUGUAUUCUUAGGUGAAAUGCUUUGUAAAUAUAUUGUAAGAUGAAAGAUUUGUCGAAUAUAUAUUAUGAUGUAUUCAUAUUGAAAUUAUUGUAAAUCUUUA